Messenger RNA from Pocillopora meandrina, 3390 nucleotides. The record is from the annotation of a GenBank genome assembly. Lineage: Eukaryota; Metazoa; Cnidaria; Anthozoa; Scleractinia; Pocilloporidae.
AUGUCCACUGUCACAUCCCAUUGUUAUUAUUUUAAAUAUUAUUUAUCACGAAUAAUAUAUAAUUUCAUUUUUCAAGCCCCUCUUCCAAAGAUUAAGCUCAACAGCUUCACUGUCAGUGAUUGUGGCAAUGCUCCUGGACAAAUAUUUGAAGUAAAAGUAUCCAGUGUGAAGACCCUGAUUUGUCUGAAAGGCGAUUUUCACAUCUCUGGGCAACAUCCAGGCCGGUUUUCUAUCGUGUACAAGGCAGCGAUUUCUGGGAAAAUCAUGGGUUUUCUUCCUUACGCUUUAGACAUCCCACUUUGCAAAAAUCCAGACGGUGCGAAAUCAUGGUAAGUCACUUGGACACCUAACUGAACUGCAACAUGUUGUAAAACAGUUAGCGAGAAAGUUUCAAACUGUUAUUUUAAUUAACUCGCUUUGUCACUCGCUUUAUCCUUUCACCCUUGAUUCGUAGAAAAUUUUCAUUGUCAGUUUAUUUAAAACAAUAAAAUAGAUUUAUGCCUUUACAUUGGUGAAGAAAAUUAUCAUACAAACUCUACUUAUAAAGUGCACCCCCUUCCCUCCCACUUCUUUACUUGUGAUGAAAGAUACACCUUAAACCAGCAGAUUGCUUCGUUUCUCUUGCUUCUCUUGAUGGGACCUCCGAUGUUAAAAAUUUUUGUGUAUCGUACAUUCAAUUUAAUUUAUUUCCUUUUACGAUUUAUUUUCGGAACUGUAAGUAAUAAAAUGCACCAACGUUUAGGUGCUUACCUACAGCUACAAUUCCUGCUUUUCAUAGUUACGGGAGACAGGAGGCUAGAAUUGCAUCAAAUAUGUUGUUCUUGUGACGCUGUGAUACUGAAAGUAUGGUGUUUUUUUGGGACAGCUCUUAUCCCAAGACCAUCCUCACUUUAAACUUUCUAAAAUUCCCAAUUUUCUUUCGGGGAAAAUAAACGUUUCUUUAUCCUGAGAUUGGUGAAUGCUGUUGAAAUUCUUGUAAACGAACACCGUCCAGAUAUAGAUAGAAAAAGUUCCAGUGAAUUUGCUCCUUGCCACUUGCAAGAUGUUAUUGUGUGACAAAAGAAUUUACAUAGAACGUUAAAAAUGGAAUGUUCUCAGGCGGUCGCCAGCAGAACUAUCCGCCUAUGAAAUUAUUUAACAUUAUUUAAUACCUCCACUUGGUUAAUGACCAGGCGAUGUCGUUACUCUAAAUAAAUAACACGAGUCCUUCUUAAAGUUGAUUUAUUCUCUUGAAGUUAUCGGACAGUUUAAUUCCAAGAGUAUCCUCAGUUUAAACUUUCUAAAAUCCCAAUUUUCUUUAGCAGAAAAUGAACGUUUCUUGAUUCCGAGACGGGUCAAAGCUUUUGAAAUUCCUGUAAACGAACACCUUCGAGACGUAGAUAAAAAAAGAGAGUUCCAGUAAAUUUGCUCCUGGCCGCUUACAAGAUGAAGGUUAAAAAUAGAAUUUUCUUAGGCGGCCUCCAGCAAAACUAUCCGCCUAUGAAAUUAUUUAACGGGAAUACCUCCACUUUGUUUCCUUUCCUGAAAAUGACUAGGCGAUGUUGUUACUUAAUUAAAUUAGACUCGAGUCCUUCUCAAACUCGAUUUUUUUUCUUGAAGUUUACAGACAGUUGACUGCAACGAAGUAAAAGAGCUUCUUGGAGGUACAGAACAAUUUUCAAGCGAGAUGUAUUCUUGCGUUUUUGCUUUACUCUUAGCUUACAUUUUUGUUUGAUACUUUUGCUAGCUUGUUUGUUCGUUUUUAUAUUCUCUGGCUAAUUUGUUGGCAUGCUCGCUUGUUUGUUAGCUUGUUUUUGAUACUUACUUGCCCUCUUGUUUAAAUGCUUGUUUGCAUGAUUGCUUGGUAGGGCAAUUUUAACUAAGAGUCGAAAGUAAUCAGAGACUGCAUUGAUUUUACUUUACUUCGCUCUACAAUUGGUCCAGAUAACUCGCGCCACUCUUUCAACCAAUCAGAUACAAGCUUAGACCGAUUAGGACUUGAUUACCCGUGUUUUCCCCGCUUUAGAAUUUUGUUGUUUUUACUUUGAGUUUUCAAUUGCUCUUAAAAGGCGAUUCCUAUCCUCUGAUUGGCUGUUGCGGUUAAUUUUUGUUUUGCUUUCACGAUACUCAAUCGAAAAGCGCUCUAUUGUUUGAAUUGAUUUUUCCUCUCGCUUGCUUGUUCACUUGCUGGCAUAUUUAGAUACUUGCUAGCUUCUUUUCAUUAGCCUUAUUAGUUAUUUCCUUGGUUGUUUAGUCCACGCGUAAUGCCGGCAGUCAUCACUCUCUUUUUUCAUCCCCAGAUCCAAACGCAAAGGUUGAAAACCAUGCUUGCAUCUUAAAAACUGGUGACAUUAAAUUUUUUAUCAUGGCAAACAUGAAGGGACCUUUACAAGUUCCGUCAGCUGUCGCGGUGAGUAAUUACUUUGCAGAAAAUUUGUAAGGAGUAGAAAUGUGUCACUCAUUCUUGUAGACUUAAAAACAAGCCUAUUUAUUUCCAAUUUAUGAAACGCCAUUUGCCAGGUGUGGUCAAACAAUUACCCACGUGAUUUCAAAUUGGUAUGAAAUGGGUUUCCUUCACUUUGAUCAUUUCUAGGCAAGUGACUUUUUUUGAAAAACGUCCAACCCGUGAUAAUUCCUAUUUCAUUUCUAGUGCGCGCCAUAUGAAGAUUCAAACAGGUUUAGCCAACUUUUUCCUUGAGAGGAGACGAUUCAAAUCCUUAGGGUUCUCUAGCUAGUACAUGACUUUCAGUUUGCAUAAUAUGGCAGAAGGGGUAUUCAACUAAAUUAUCACCAAAUGUAAUAGUGGUUUGAAUGACUGUCAAAGUAUGAAUAUCAUAUAUGAGAAUUGCAAAUUAAUAACAACUACUUAAUUCAAUCUUAUGAUGUAAGCUUGGAGAUUUGGCUUUGGAUCAACUAAUGGCCUAAUUUAUAUUUUUCUUUAUUCUCAUCCCAUGUCUCCUUGAUAUUGUAUUGAUAUUGUAAGGAGAAAUUCUGUCUUGGUCACUCGUGCGGGUCAAAGGGUUAAGCAGUGUUCAUAAUUGCGAAGAUCACUGUCGCAUUCAUUUCAAAUUUAUUUAUCAUUGUAAUCCUCGCAAGUGAGCCGAAAUUUAAGCGACUGCCGAAAAGAAGCCUGAAAAAUUCAGGCUUCGACAGGAUUCGAAAACUGUGCCAUUCAGAUACUGGUCGGCCGGCUAUUACCAACUGACCCAACUGAGCUACGAGGCCGCACGUUAGGGGCGAGGCAAUUUUUUAGAGGCUUCUUAUUUCUUAAUUCUAUCCUUUGCCUUUUAGGCCGGAAUAUCGAAUACCAAAGUGAGCACUCAGGUGGAUGCAACAGAUAUUCACCUGCCAAACAAUUACGUCAAGAUUGCAUGUAUCGGCCAGGACAUGGGAAUUAAGAUUAAAUCUUAA